Messenger RNA from Bipolaris oryzae ATCC 44560, 633 nucleotides. RefSeq lists its product as uncharacterized. The coding region runs from base 1 to 633 and encodes 210 amino acids. The record is from RefSeq and is a predicted model, not a curated record. The transcript is spliced from 2 exons. Lineage: Eukaryota; Fungi; Ascomycota; Dothideomycetes; Pleosporales; Pleosporaceae.
AUGGCCGCAUCAAAACCUAGCAUCCGCGCCCUCAGCGCUCUUGCUGCGGGUCCCCGCCUUCUUGGACCCCGCCUUACAGUCCGACAAUUGUCCAUGACUGGCUCGACAUCAUCUUCCUCCCUCACAACCGACAAGCCAUACGGCUCAAAUCGCUCUCGCGGUCCAAUUCGUCUCUCUGGUGAGCAAUCCGCCGCUGUGUCCGAAGCCCCCGAGACGGGCAACAACGUCCGCCGCUUCAACACCUCCAGGAGUAGGAAGGCCGUUGGCGACAGCAGCACCCUAGACUUUGCCUACAUUCCCGGCUUCGACCCGGAAACCAGGAGCGCGCCUCUGGGCAUCAGGGUGCCCAUCUUGCCAUGGGCUGACGUCCAGGGCCACUCUGCCGAGAGCGAGGGUGUGGUCCCCAUGCAGCCCACCAUCUACGCCGUCGGCAGUGACGGCACUCACAUCCACUCUCCCUCGGCCAUGUCCGACACCACCGACAACAACUCAUUUGGCUACCAGAGCAUCGCCAACACCGUCGCCAGCAAAUUCUCAGCUACCCGCCAGGAAGGCGAGGGCAUGGCCAGGCAAAUUUGGAAUGACCUUGUAGACGACAUCAUGGGUCCUAAACGUGGUUCCACCAGGGCUUAA